Molecule: messenger RNA, 729 nt
Organism: Microdochium trichocladiopsis
Lineage: Eukaryota; Fungi; Ascomycota; Sordariomycetes; Xylariales; Microdochiaceae
Exons: 3
Coding region: 1-729 (242 amino acids)
Source: RefSeq, a predicted model, not a curated record
AUGGCCCAAUUUCGGUUCUGGUGGAAGUGCUCGCAAUGGCUGCCGCUUCUACCCAUGAUCGUCUUCGCAAUCUCCUGCGUCGUCACCACUCUCAAGUCAGUGUCCGCCCACGACCGCGCUAAAGGUAUAUCGCUUUUUGCGGGAACAGCAUUUGGAGCCUUUGGGACCGUCUUCACCAUCGCAAUCAACGUGGCGUCCUCUAGGGUCGACUGGGUCGUGGUGUCCACGCCCGAGAGGAGAUCCUUUCGACUGCGCAAGACUAUCGGCUGGGUCUCUGUGUCCUUCAGAAUCAUCGCCGUGUGCGUCUUCAUCGCGCUCGCUGCUAUAUAUGCCCUCCCCUCCAUUAAUGCCCUCGUGCCAUGUGCACUUGGCUUUGUCGCUGCGGCGGCCACUACCGUAGCGUUGGGGUUCAGCCUUGCCAAAAUGUAUGGGCCGGACCGUGGAGACGAGCAGAGACGAGACCAGGUCGCGCAGGGGCAACAGCUGGGCGGUUACCAACAGCCGCAGCAAUGGGGUGGCUUCCACUCAUUUGGGGGACAGCCACAAUAUGGGUGGCAGCCGCCGGUAGAUCAGCAGCAGUAUCAGCAUCCACAGUUCCAGCAGCAACAGCAGUCACAGAUGCCAUGGGCAGCACCGCAACAAUGGGGGAACCAGCAGUAUGGGGAGCAGAGUAGUAGUCUCUUGCCUCCACCAGCAUAUGCGGGCGCAGGGGAGAAUCGCUCCUCCUGA